Penicillium angulare is the source of this 726-nucleotide messenger RNA. Its product is annotated as putative haloacid dehalogenase-like hydrolase. The record is from RefSeq and is a predicted model, not a curated record. The transcript has 5 exons. NCBI's taxonomy places the organism in Eukaryota, Fungi, Ascomycota, Eurotiomycetes, Eurotiales, Aspergillaceae. The coding region runs from base 1 to 726 and encodes 241 amino acids.
AUGGCGGGAAUCGCAACAAGCUGCCAUAACUUGCGCCCACGGAGAUUUGCGCCGCUCGAUUCUACCAAGUCAUCUGAUGCGCCGCUGCUGAAGGGGAUCGUAUUUGACGUGGAUGGGACAUUAUGCCUGCCGCAACACCACAUGUUCACAGAGAUGAGAGAUGCGCUAGGAAUUGAUCGCUCAACCGACAUUCUCGAUCACAUUCGCGAUCUACCCACCAAAGAAGAUCGUGCUGCGGCAGUCGAAAAAGUUCAAGCUGUUGAGCGACGCGCCAUGGCGGAUCAAGAGCCCCAACCUGGCCUUGUAAAGCUAAUGGACUAUCUACAAUCACGAGGAUUAAAGCGGGCACUUUGCACGCGGAACUAUGAGACUCCUGUAAACAAUUUGCUCAAGAACUGGCUUCCAGACCACACAUUCUUGCCUGUCGUUACGCGGGAUACACCGAAUGUGACUCCAAAGCCUGAUCCAGCGGGGAUCUUACACAUUGCGCAGGACUGGGGCCUGACGAACCGAGCGGAGAAUCUAAUUAUGGUCGGUGAUAGUAUCGAUGAUAUGACUUCGGGGCAUAGAGCUGGUGCAGCGACAGUUCUUCUCUUGAAUGAGCGGAAUACUAAUUUAGAAACACAUCCUCAUACCGACCUUUGCAUUCAUCAGCUGGAUGAGCUAGUUGAUAUUCUUGAAAAGGGAUUUCUUGGAGAGCGAUGCGAUGAGCAGCAUGCGGAGUGA